Neoarthrinium moseri is the source of this 1626-nucleotide messenger RNA. RefSeq lists its product as uncharacterized. NCBI's taxonomy places the organism in Eukaryota, Fungi, Ascomycota, Sordariomycetes, Amphisphaeriales, Apiosporaceae. Bases 1 to 1626 code for a protein of 541 amino acids. The transcript has 2 exons. Gene Ontology annotation, molecular function: metal ion transmembrane transporter activity. The record is from RefSeq and is a predicted model, not a curated record. Gene Ontology annotation, biological process: transmembrane transport; metal ion transport. Gene Ontology annotation, cellular component: membrane.
AUGAGUUUGGUACUCCAUGCGCCCGCGCCAAAGGAGGCGGAUGUUACUGAGAAAACGUCAAGUCCCGACGGACUUAGCCAUGCGAAGAAUUAUGCGUUCGCGCUGGGAAAUCGCGUGAAAUCCUUUGAAUCAGAGCCACUCCAUUCAAAUGCAUACUUGACAUAUCUAGCUAGAUACCUCAGGGCCCCCUUCGAUAAGCAACAUAAUCGACAACAAAUGUUGCAGCGGCAGAAUGUCCCGCAGUGGCCGUUCAUUGUGCAUUACGAGCUCCAGCAUGGUCGACGCCCGGUCCCGAAACCAUAUAUCGACCCGGAAACAUUUGCCACGCUUACUUCUACCGGAAACGAAGUUACCUUCCUCACCGGACGACCUUCUGCGGAGUGGUUGAAUUGUGUUGGGGCCAAAUACCAGCUGGACCACCGUUUCUUCCACCAACAUCUCGGCACUAUUCUAUCUGGCAAGAAAUACUUCUACUCUGUUCCCGGUCUACCCUCUCGAUCUCUUCAAAGCCUUCGCCUGAGGGUUCCUACAAUUCUAUUCAUCGGUGCCCAAGGAAGAAAUGUGGAUAUCAAAGGCUUGGAAACUGCCCGCGAUGACUGCAAUAAUCAACUGCGAAAAACAUUUCGAUCCAUUCAAGACAGCGCUGUGUCCGAAGCUGGCACAUCAAUUAUUAGGAACAUUGAUGUUUACGACGGGAGCCAUCUUGUCAUCCAACAGGAAGUGACGAUAUAUGUCGUUUCGCGAGGAGAACAGUGGACAGGCAAGUCAAGAGCCACCGAUCAUUUCGCUCCAGUCGCAGCCGAACUGGAGUUCUGCCCCGUUUUCUUUGAGAAUAACCUGGCCGAGACGCAGAGCAUGGCCGAGGAUCAAAGCUGGAUGCCACGUUGUCAACAACCAACCAUACUCUUGAACAGCUACUAUGGUGCAACAAUCAACUGGGAAAGAACUGGUAGCCAUGGGCCCCUAUACGCUUUGCAGGAGCUGUUAGACUUUAAUGCAGCCGCUAUAUCGCAGUAUAUCAAUAUGGUUGAACAGGUCCUUGCUGAUAUCGGAAGGCCAUACGAGUUUCCGUCCUACGAACACACGAAACUGGAAGCGAUUCUGCAUUAUGAUUACAUCAAGGCCAAACUUGGCCGAAUGUCGGAGAGCUUGACGGAAGCUCUAGCGUUUCAACGGAACCCUCCUACAAACUGGAACUGCCCGAUGUCAGCUUCUCAACAACCUGAUAUUCCCUUAACAUCAACAUCGGCAAAGUCUGUCGAAGAUUUCACAUAUCUUCUAAAUCGCACCAAAUCUCUAAUUGCCAUCUGCGACGACGGAAAAGCCACGCUUAUGAGUAAUGCUUCCGUCCAAGAUGCCAAGCGGUCGGCCGCAGAAACACAGCUGGUCACACAGUUAACGAAAGCAACUAACAGGCUAACGUUUAUUUUCCUUCCCAUCUCGUUCGUGACAUCAAUGUUUGGGAUGAACUUUCAAGAGUUCGGCCAAGGCGAUAUGCCGUUGUGGAUUUGGGCUGUAAUCACAGUUCCGCUACUCGCAAUCUGCAUUCUCCUCGUGGAAAGGGGCAACUGGUUGUCAUCUCGCUUUAAGAAAUUACUUCCGAACAGUAGUAGUCAUCGAAGUUAA